AUGUCAUUAGCAUUAAAAGCUGCAACAACUUCCACAAUUAAGCAAGUUAGUAACAAUUCCAAAAAACCUCAUAUUCAAAAGGCAGUAAUGACAAUUACUCCACCAGCUAUAAAAAGACUUCGUCAACUUCUUGAAGGUCCCGAUCCCAAAAUGAAUCGAGUAGCUGUAAAAAAUAAAGGAUGUGCUGGCUUAUCUUAUGCAUUGGAAUAUGCUAAAGAAAAGGGAAAAUUUGAUGAAGUAGUAACUCAAAAUGUUACUGUAUUGAUUGAUUCUAAAUCACUUUUUAAAAUGCUCGGAUCGGAAAUGGAUUAUUUAGAAGAUAAAUUAUCUUCUAAAUUUGUUUUCAAUAAUCCGAAUGUUAAAGAAAGUUGCGGGUGUGGGGAAAGCUUUUUAAUAUGA
Entrophospora sp. SA101 is the source of this 399-nucleotide messenger RNA. The record is from the annotation of a GenBank genome assembly. Lineage: Eukaryota; Fungi; Glomeromycota; Glomeromycetes; Entrophosporales; Entrophosporaceae.